AUGAAUUAAUUCUAAGGACUAAUAAUUAAAUAAAAUUAGAGGAUUCGUAAAACACUCAUUUAAAAUCUCAUUAUUAUAGGAUAAUUUUUUUAUACUAUCAUCUGGAUUUUUAUUGCUAUAUCAAUUUUAGGAAAAAAAGAAGAAGAAUUGCAUUUUAAAGUAUUUUAUUAUUUUAGUUUACCAACUAUUUCAUUACAAUUCAAUAUCGAUUAAGUCAUCAUUUAAAGCAUAACAAUAAUUUUUUCAUUAAGUUUUCUCUUCUCUAUUUUAUUUGGAGAAAAUUAAUAAUAUUCAAAGAAGAUAGUUAUUUUGUUUUGGGAUGCUUAUCCAAACAUAUGCUAGAUCGUUAUUAUAUAAAAUAGUGGCCAUUGCUUACAAAGUGAUAAUAUAAACUUUUCAUUGGGAUUAUUAAAUAUAAUAUUGGCAAUCGGAAUUUCUUAACUAUCUAGCAUAUAUUCAUUUUCAUAAAAUAAUACGUAAAAAUUAAUAAAAUCUUAUUUUGAAAGGGGUUUCAUUCCUUUUUGUUAUUCAGUAUUAGCUUUAUUUGCAGGUUUGCAAUUAAACAGUUUAUACUUAUCUUAUUUAUAUUUAGGUAUAUAAUUGAUUUUCGACCUAUAUUUUGGGAUAUUUUACUUCAUUAAACCACAUAUGCAAUAUUUAAAUAUUAAAACAUAAAGAUUAGUUGUAUUAUUUUCAUUUUUAAGAUUUCCAUUAGUAGUUUUUCUAUUUUACUAUUAAAGUAAUAAUAUUUUAUUUUUGUUGAUAUUUUCUCUUCCACUGAUGAUAUAAAUUAAUUUUAUCUUAUGGGAUAAUAAAUUUAUGUAGUUCAUAUACUAAACAAAUAUGUAUUUUUAGUAUAUUUGUAUUGAUAAGUUUAGAGAGAUGGAUAACCAGAUAGAAUGUUAUUUAGCAUAUUAUUUUGAGAUAAUUGAUUAUAAGAAACCCUUAAAUAGAGUUUUAAUGUUAAGUAUAUUUUGUAAUCAUAUGAAUAUGUGUUAAAAUAUCAAAUGUUUCUGUUAAAAUAGAAAUUUUCAUGAAAAUGUUAAAAUUACUACUCAAUUAUAGCUGGAUGUUAAGGAUAUCUAAUAGUAAAUAAAUUAUGCAGUAGGAGAAUAGGAUAUUUAAAUGAGUUUCAAGUAAUUGAUGUUAUUAUUCUUUGAUAAUUAUAUAAAGAAUGUAAGAUAUACAACCAUGGGUGAGACUUUAAUAUUAAAAUUAAGUAUAUAUGAAAGCUAAAAUUUUCAGCAUAGAUUAUUUUAAACUAAGAUUAGAUUUUAGUAUCUAAAGAUAUUUUAUAAUAAGUUUCAUCCACAAUAUUUAGAAAGAUGGGCAACAUGUUAUUUGAUAACUGAAAAAUUAUAGUAUUACAUAGGUGGAGGAAAUGAAAUGAAUUUAAAUCUAUCUGUAACAAUGAAAUAUUUCACAUUGCUUGAAAAGAUCUAAAAUGAUAUUUAUAAAGUGAUUGAGGAUAAAAUAGUUAUUUUAGAACUUUUAAAAAGAAAUUAUUAAAAUCCUGUUCCAUAUCUAUUACACAAAUCUACUUAAAAUUAUUUUAAUUAAUGUAAUGAAUUAGAAAUAUUAAUUCUAUAAUUAGUUUAGCUUAAUGGAAUAUCAGUAGAAGUUAGAGAAUUGUAAGAUGAAUUUUACUCUUAAAUAAAAGUCGACUAUGGUUUCAAGAAUAUUCAUAAAAAAAUAACAAUCCCUUUUAUAAAUUAAAAUUAAACAACAUUUGUAAUUUGUGAUUAUGAAGGAGAUCUUAUAAUAAAAGAUUAUUCCAACAAUUUUGUUUAGAUGAUUAAAGUAAGUUCUUAAAUAAAAGGAGGCGCUAUUGAAUAAAUAGUACCUAUUAGUCUAUAAUAGUAUCAUAGAUAUGCUAUAACUUAAAUGAUUAAUACGGGUAAAACUAAAUUGGUUAAUAAAGAAUAAUACACUCUUAUGGUUAAAUCUGAAAAAUAUAUUUUAGAAGUAGAUGCAUUAUUAAGAUUUGAUUAUAGAUAACUAGACUUUCUAAGAUUUAUUGGUUUUAUGUAAUUGAGAGAUAAGGAUAGUAUUUUGAUACUUGCUAAUGAAAAAGGAAAACUUGACUCAUAUUCUAGAUCUGCUGGAAUUCUAUUGAAAUUAGAUGAUGUGGAUUUUGAUUCACUUAAUUAUUUUAAUUUAUCACCUUGUUUAUUUUAAGAAAAAGCAGAAUUUGAAUUUGAUGGAUUCUUAUUGGUUCCUAAAAGACAUUUAAAAACAGAUAUUUUACAUUUAUUGAGAUUUUUUUUAGAAUCUCCUGAAGAAUGUUAUAUCUUCAUAGUUAAUGCUAAACAUUAAAAAAAAACUUACACUUCAGUAACAAUUUAAUGUUUAAAAAUAAAUUCAUUUUAUUAAUUGAAAGAAUUAGAUUAUAAAAUUUUAGCAUUAGAUAUUAUGAUGAGAUAAAUUAUGAUAUUGAAAUAAGUAAGUAAAUCUUAAUAUAUGGCACCAGCAGAAUCUGUUCGUAAAAUAUAAACUUUUAAAAAGACAUUUAAAUUUCAUUAAACUCAUACAGUAGAUUUUUCUGAAGAAGAGUAUAAUUUAAUUUAUGAAGAUGAUUCAGAAAGAGAAAUUUAAAUAUAAUCUAAAAAUAAUAAUAUUCUUCCAGAAUUUAUUCCCUCUUUAGAUUCAAUUAGAACCUAAAAUGAGAAAUUAUUAUUAACAUUUGAAUAAUAUAGAGAUUACCAUAAUACUUUAAGUAAGGAUAAAUCAUUUGAAUAAUAAUAAAAACUUGAUACUUUAGAAGGUUCUAAAUCUGAAUAAGAUUCAAGUAAAUAAAAAAGAAAUACUCAUUAACUUAUUGAAAUAGAAUUAAAUUCAACUGAAGAUUAAAAUAUUGAAGAAUAAUUAUAAUUUAUUUUAGCUACAGUGAAAACUAGAUAAACAAGGAAGGAAUUGUUAGAAAUGAAAAAUUAAUUGAAAAAUAAACAUAAAGCUAGUACUUGGCAUGGAAGUGGAAAUCAAUAAAAUUAAAAAAAACUAAUUAAAAAUAUUGUUAAUCAAUUUUAAAAUACACAUUUGAGUUCCUUAACUUAUAUAAAAAUAGUUUCAUAUUUUUUAGUUUUAAUUAAUAUAGGAUUUAUUUUAGGGUUUGUAAUUAAUAGUAUAAUAGGUAUAGCUGGUAUUUAAAUGGACUCUAAUAAUCAAACAUAUCCACUUAUAUUAUUCUAAGAUAUUAAUUUAGUUUUAUUAGGGAUUCAACUUGGUGAUAAUUAAGAAUCUAAUUUUGACCUUGCAAAUAAUUUUAUAUUAUUAGGUGCUGAGUAAUAUAAAAAUUUAAGUAUUUAAGUUAAUGAUAUUGAACUUGAUUAUCAUACAUUUUUAUAAGAACUUGAUGAAGAAAAAAUAAUUGUUUAAGAAUUCGGAAUACAAAUUAUCUAUUAUAAAAAAUACUUUUUCAAAAAUUUUAUGGUUGAAAGACUUAAAACAAUUGAAGAAUCUGCUUAUAUUCCAAUAUUUGGAUAAGAAAGUCAAUUUUUAUUUGAUAAUUAUCCUGAAAUAGCAACUUAAUUAUGGAAUUUGAAAAAUAAAACUACUAGAGAUGUAAUUGAAAGAGUAAAUGAACUAGAUCAGAUGUCAAAAUUAUUACUGAUUUUUUCAAUCCUUUUUAAUUUUAUAGCUAUAAUUAUAUAUCUGAUAAUUCUUCUAUAUAUAUUCUAGUGGAGAAAUUAACUUUAUUCAACCUUAUUUUUAUUUAACAACAUCUAAACAUUUAUUACUUUAUUAUCAGACUCAAUUACUAAACAAAUAAUCUAUACUCCAGGAACUAAAAAUGACGAUGAAGAAAAAAAUAAAAAAAUAUUAUUAAUUUGGCAGUUAUAUGGAAUUCUAAUAUUUUUUAUACUUUUAAUCAUCUCCUUAGGUUUCUAUAUACCACUUUUCUUAUAUAUUGAUUCUAUUAAUUUGUAAUCAAUUGAUGUAAAUUAACUUUAAACAGAAUUAGCAAUGAUGCAAUUAAAAUAGUCGGCCAUUCUUACAUGGUUAGCUAUUAAUUAGACUGAAAGCAAGUAUAAUAUAAAUUUUGUACAUAAUAAAUCUAUUAUACAAUAUGUUAUUGAUUAGUGUGCACCUUCUGAAUAUUUUAUACUAUAUGAUCUCCCUUUUGAUAGUAAAUAUGAUUACUUUCCAGAAAUUUAGCAAUAUUCUACUGUCUCGUUAUGUAAUUGCUCCUUGUUGUAAAACUAAUUAAAAAAUGGAUAUUAUGGAUUUCAAUCUUAUGUAUCAUAACAUUUAUAUGAUUCAGAAUGGUAAGAUGAAAUUUUGGAAGCAUAUAAAAUUGUCUUUGAAUAUUAGAUCAAAAAAAAAAAAGAGUUUGAUCAAUAUAUGCAAACUAGAUUAGUCAAUACAUAAUUUACUUUAUAAAUUAUUUUGGAAAUUAGUGUUAUAAUUAUAAUUCUAAUUCAAACAUUAUUUCUGUAUUUUAUCCAUAGAUAAAUUACAAAAAUAGUUUAAUCUGCAAAAAGCAUCAUGUACUUAUUUCCUCCUCAAAUUCUAGCAAACAAUAAAUAUACUUUAUAAGCAUUAAUUUAGGGUAGCACUUAAUGA
Molecule: messenger RNA, 4563 nt
Organism: Paramecium sonneborni
Lineage: Eukaryota; Ciliophora; Oligohymenophorea; Peniculida; Parameciidae
Source: the annotation of a GenBank genome assembly